Molecule: messenger RNA, 1920 nt
Organism: Diabrotica balteata
Lineage: Eukaryota; Metazoa; Arthropoda; Insecta; Coleoptera; Chrysomelidae
Source: the annotation of a GenBank genome assembly
GCAGUUUUAUGCGUUGUGCACUUCCCAUUAAAUUUGAUCUGAUAAGCCGCAUGCAUCAACAAUAAUAAUUGUUUGGUAAUCUUAAAUGUUGUAUUUCUGUGAUCUGGAUUAGUUUGGUGCGAUAUCAAUAAUAACCAGUGGGUAUUUAAUCAUAAUAAAACUGUUUAAAGUUCUUUUAUAAGAAAAAACAUAUAAGCAAAACAUAUUACGUGAGAAGCCUAAGAUAGAAAAGUAGAAUUAAUGGUUCCCCCACGUUUAUUCUACUGUUUUCACUGGUGUUAAGAAAAUUUCAACAUAUCCAAAAUGGACAACGACCAAAUGAAAUUGGAGCCUAUGGGUCCCAAAGAUAUUGAAGAGAGAUCAGGUCUUCUUGAUAAAGGGGGACGACAAAACAACCAAUCAGCCGAGAAUGGCGGUGACGACUUUGAUCCUCAUAUGUACAGACAAAAUGAACACCCUACAACGAACAUGGAAACUCUUAUCCAUCUACUGAAAGGUGCCAUAGGAACCGGAAUCUUAGCCAUGCCAGAAGGGUUCAAAUUAGCUGGAAUGAUAAAUGGAAUCAUUUCUACCAUUAUUAUAGGAGCUCUCAGUACAUACUGUUUGCGAGUAUUGGUAAUAGCUCAAUACGAAUUAUGUAAACGGAAACGAGUGGGGCUUUUAACUUAUCCAGAUUCUAUGAGAGUGGCGUGUGAGGUGGGUCCGAAACCUUUACGAAGGUUUGCUCCAUAUGCCCCGGGAAUCACCAACUUCUUUCUCAUCGUCUAUCAAGUCGGCAUCUGUUGUGUCUACGUGGUCUUCGUUGGUGUCAACAUCAAGGCCGUCUGUGAUGAAUACAUCAAGCCCGAGAUCAACCAAACCUUGUACAUACUGAUGUUCUUCAUCCCGUUUCUACUAAUAAUGAUGCUCAGAAAUUUAAAACUUUUAGUGCCAUUUUCGUACUUAGCAAAUUUUAUCACUCUUUUGACGUUUGGCGUUUGUGGAUACUACGUUUUCCAAAAUUUGCCGGCGUUUUCAAGCCUUCCAGCGUUUGGUCCGUUGGAUAAGUACCCUUUGUAUUUUGGAACGUGUUUGUUCUCUCUGCAGGCUGUCGGAGUGGUUAUAUCUCUGGAAAACAACAUGGCCACGCCGAAGAGUUUCUUAAAACCUUUUGGUGUUCUAAACGUUGGAAUGGUUUUGGUAAUCUUUGUCUACGUAUUUCUUGCUAUGAUGGGAUACUGGAGGUACGGGGAUGGUAUCAAGCCUAGCAUCACGUUGAAUUUUCCUUCAGAAGAUAUCUUAGCACAAGUCAUAAGAAUCUUAUAUUCCACCGCUAUCUUCAUUUCCUACGGCCUACAAGGUUUCCCAGCUGCUCAAAUCACAUUCACGACUUACAUUCUACCUCAUUUAGGUGAAGAUCCUUCGGAAAAGAAGAAGCUCAUCUAUGAAUAUAUACUUAGAUUCGGAAUCGUUUUUCUAACUUUUAUUUUAGCAAUCUCAGUACCACUCCUUGGACUGUUUAUCUCGUUGGUUGGAGCAUUCUGCUUAUCUGCUCUAGGAAUAGCCUUUCCAGCCAUUAUAGAGAUGUCAGCUUUUUGGCCAGAUAGACUGGGUCGUGGAAAUUUCAUCUUUUGGAAGGAUAUAGUACUCAUUCUUAUAGGUUUGAUAGGUCUCGUAGUAGGAAGCUACAGUUGUAUUUACGCAAUCGUACAAGCCCUGGCAGCUGGAAAAACAUAAAGAACCCGAAUCGGCGACGAAGUAACGAAUCUAGUGAGAUUUGCCACUUUGGUGGUGUUGAUCUCUAGAAGGAGUCGCUUAGGAUCUCCAAACCAGUAAAUUAUUCAGAGAUUUUCGAAAUAGUUUUUUAAAAUUUGUACUGUUAUACUUAUGAAAUUUACAUGAAUACUAUGUAUUUUGUUUUAAUAAAAAAAAAAUCAAAUG